AUGACGGCGCCGAGCGUGAGCAACGGCACGACGCGUUCGCUGAUUUGGUUUCGCAAAGCGCUGCGCGUCCACGAUAAUCCCGCUCUCGCCGCGGGCAUCGCGCGCGCGAAGAGCGCGCAACCGGUGUUCGUGCUCGAUCCGUGGUUCUGUAAGCCCUCGCGGGUGGGGGCGAAUCGCAUGCGGUUCUUGUUGCAAUCGCUGCGCGACUUGGACGCGACGCUGCGAGAACGCGGCAGUUCGCUGCUGGUGCUGCACGGCGAACCGCGAGUGGUGUUGCCGCGAGCGUGCAAGACGUGGAAGGUUGAUUUGGUGACGUGGGAACACGAUAUCGAACCGUAUGCGAAAAUGAGAGACACCGCGGUGCGAGGCGCGCUGGAGCGCGCGGGAGUAGAGUGCGCGUCGUCGAGCGGACACACGCUGUACGACGUGGAGGAGAUGUUGGCGAAGUGUCAUGGGAAACCACCGACGACGUAUUCGCAGUUUUUGAAGAUUGUAGAUAAAAUGGGUGCACCUGCGGCCGCUUUGGAUGCGCCGAAGGCGAUGCCGGCGCCGUUCACGGGGACAGCAGAGGAGACGAAGGAAUUAGUCGCGGGAGUGGCGGAUGCGUACGGGAUCCCCACUUUGGAGGAGCUCGGUUACGAAGCCAUGCAUGACGACGAAGGUUUUCAAGCGAUCGGAGGUGAAACCGAAGGCUUGAGACGUCUACGCAGACAACUGUCGCGCACGGAAUGGGUGCACACGUUUCAAAAGCCAGAUACAAAUCCCACGACGCUUUUUCAUGCCUUGGGCGCGAAAAAGCCAAAGCCAAAGAGUCCGUUCGAAAUCGCAGCGCGAGACGCGGGAAGCAAAAAUGACGCAACAAACACUGCAGCGAAUAGUGAUAUGCUGAUGACACCGUCCACGACAGCGCUGAGUCCGUACAUGAAAUUCGGUUGCGUGUCGCCGCGAGUGUUUUAUCACGAGCUCAACGCCGUGCUCGCAAAGUUUGAGGGCAAAGGUCAACCUUCGCAACCGCCGGUGAGUCUCAUGGGACAACUGAUGUGGCGCGAAUUCUACUAUCUCGUCGGCGCGGGGACGCCGAAUUUCGAUAAGAUGGAAGGAAAUCCAAUCUGCAGGCAAAUUCCUUGGAACAAGGAUCGUGAGCUCUUCGCGGCUUGGGAGAACGCGCAAACCGGGUUCCCUUGGAUCGACGCCGCGAUGACCCAGCUUCGCCUCGAGGGAUGGAUCCAUCACUUGGCUCGACACGCCGUGGCGUGCUUCCUGACCCGUGGUGAUCUAUUCGUGCACUGGGAGUGGGGCAGAGACACGUUCGAUCGCGACCUCGUCGACGCCGAUUGGGCGCUGAACAACGGCAACUGGAUGUGGCUCUCGUGUUCGUGUUUCUUUUACCAAUAUUUCCGAGUGUACGGUCCGCACUCGUUCGCGAAAAAGUACGACAAGGACGGCGCGUACGUCAAGCACUACCUCCCCGUGCUGAAGAAUAUGCCCGCCAAGUACGUGUACGAACCUUGGCUCGCCCCUCUCGACGUGCAGAAGAAAGCCGGUUGCGUCGUCGGCGUCGAUUAUCCCGCUCCGAUCGUCGACCACGCCACGGCGAGCAAGGCGUGCAUAGAUAAGAUCGCCACCGCUUACGCCGCUCACAAGGACGCCACCGCGGUGGCUGGGAAGAAGCGUAAAGCCGGCGAAUAAACUCGUUGAUUCGUUAAUUUAAAAAGCCUCUCGCGCGCGGCGUCCACCACA
This is a messenger RNA of Ostreococcus lucimarinus CCE9901, 1740 nucleotides long. RefSeq lists its product with no specific name. NCBI's taxonomy places the organism in Eukaryota, Viridiplantae, Chlorophyta, Mamiellophyceae, Mamiellales, Bathycoccaceae. The transcript has a single exon. The coding region runs from base 1 to 1689 and encodes 562 amino acids. The record is from RefSeq and is a predicted model, not a curated record. Gene Ontology annotation, biological process: entrainment of circadian clock by photoperiod; circadian regulation of gene expression. Gene Ontology annotation, molecular function: FAD binding; DNA binding. Gene Ontology annotation, cellular component: nucleus; cytoplasm.